Messenger RNA from Drosophila novamexicana, 972 nucleotides. Its product is annotated as glutathione S-transferase theta-3-like. The record is from RefSeq and is a predicted model, not a curated record. Gene Ontology annotation, molecular function: glutathione transferase activity. Gene Ontology annotation, biological process: glutathione metabolic process. The transcript is spliced from 4 exons. Bases 212 to 898 code for a protein of 228 amino acids. Gene Ontology annotation, cellular component: cytoplasm. Lineage: Eukaryota; Metazoa; Arthropoda; Insecta; Diptera; Drosophilidae.
AUUUUACUCUGCCUUUCAAAUUUUAAUUGAACGCGCGCAACUUCUUAAAUAGCUAGUUAUAGGUGUGAGCGAGACAGCUCUAUAGGUGCGCAACAGCAGUGCUAACAAACGGCCUUAAUACGAAUUAGUGUUGUGUAGCAGGGUAAUUUGGACUUUGUACCGCAGCUGAUUUGAUCGCCGCGAAGAAAUUUGUCCGGUUCAAUUCAUCAACAUGGCACAAGCUAUUAAGUUAUAUUAUGACUUUUUGUCGCCGCCAUCGCGUGCAAUGUGGCUGGCGCUCAAAUUGUGUAAAACCCCAUUCGAAGACUGCCCCGUGGCGCUGCGCAAACGCGAACAAUUGACCGAUGAGUACAAAAAGAUCAAUCGCCUCCAGAAGGUGCCGGCACUGGUGGAUGGCGAUUUCCAUCUAUCCGAGAGCGUGGCCAUGAUACGCUAUCUCUCGGAUAAAAACCAACUGAGCGAACAGCUUUAUCCGAAAGGCCUGCAGGCACGUGCACGUGUGGAUGAGUGCUUGGAGUGGCAGCAUAUAAAUGUCCGUGUGCCCUGUGGCACAUACUUCAUCAAGGGCUGGCUGCUGCCCGUCAAUGGACUGGCCGCUAAGCCUAAGCCAGAGGUGGCCGAAAAACUUUUGAAAGAUGUUGAAGGCUCAUUGGGUGCGUUGGAGCACCUCUGGAUGAAGGAGGAGUUCUUGGUCGGAAAUAAGCUGACCGUUGCCGAUUUAUUAGGCGCCUCCGAAAUCGAACAGCUGAAGCUCUGCCAGUUCAAUGUAAAUGAGCGACAGUUUCCCAAGGUGGCCAAAUGGUUGCAGCGUGUGCGCGAUGCGGCCCAGCCUUAUCAUGAUGUGGCCUAUGAAUUUGUUCAGAAGAAGUCCAAGCAGCCAGUCCGGGCUAAGAUUUAAGCUGUUCCAGACAGCUCUGCUUGGCCUUUGCCCUUUACGACUGCAUAUGAAUUAUAUAUACUGCCCAGUUAAUA